ACAAUGAGAAAUCACACAGCGGUGACUGAAUUCAUUCUGCUGGGAAUCCCUGAGACAGAGAGCCUAGAGACGGUCCUGUUUUUCCUGUUCACAGCAAUAUAUUUAUGCACGCUCACGGGAAAUGUGCUCAUCCUGACAGCUGUCAUCUGGUCCUCUCAGCUUCACACACCUAUGUAUUUUUUCUUGGGAAACCUCUCCGUGUUUGACCUGGGUUUCUCUUCAACAACUGCUCCCAAGAUGCUAUUCUGUCUGUCAGGGCAGAGUCGAGCUAUCUCUUCUCAGGGCUGCGUGUCCCAGCUCUUCUACCAUUUCCUGGGCUGCACCGAGUGUUUCCUGUACACGGUGAUGGCCUCUGACCGCUUUGUUGCCAUCUGUCACCCUCUGAGAUACAUGGUCAUAAUGAGCCACAGGGUCUGCUCCGUCUUGGCCGCAGGGACCUGGGUGGGUGGCUGUAUCCAUGCCAUCAUCCUGACCUCCCUCACCUUCCAGCUGUCCUACUGUGGCCCUAAUGAGGUGGGCUAUUACUUCUGUGACAUCCCUGCGGUCCUGCCUCUGGCCUGUGGUGAUACAUCUUUAGCCCAGAGGGUAGGUUUUACAAAUGUUGGUCUCUUGUCUCUCAUUUGCUUUUUCCUCAUUCUUGUGUGCUACACUCGCAUUGGCAUCUCCAUAUCGAAACUUGGCUCAGCAGAGGGCAGGCAACGAGCAUUCUCCACCUGCAGCACACACGUCACCGCGAUUCUUUGUGCGUAUGGGCCAGUUGUCAUCAUCUAUCUGCAGCCCAAUCCCAGCGCCCUGCUUGGUGCUGUGAUUCAGAUAAUGAACAAUCUUGUAACCCCCAUGUUGAACCCACUGAUCUACAGCCUGAGGAAUAAAGAUGUAAAAUCAGCCCUGAGGAAUCUGUGUCUUAGGAGAAGCUUUGCUCUGGAGAAUAAAUGA
Manis pentadactyla (Chinese pangolin) is the source of this 936-nucleotide messenger RNA. Its product is annotated as putative olfactory receptor 10D4. Gene Ontology annotation, biological process: G protein-coupled receptor signaling pathway. Gene Ontology annotation, molecular function: G protein-coupled receptor activity; olfactory receptor activity. The transcript has a single exon. The record is from RefSeq and is a predicted model, not a curated record. Gene Ontology annotation, cellular component: membrane. NCBI's taxonomy places the organism in Eukaryota, Metazoa, Chordata, Mammalia, Pholidota, Manidae. The coding region runs from base 4 to 936 and encodes 310 amino acids.